GAUCGGAUCCAACGAUACCCGCACAAUAUGAGCACGUAUACGUCUACAUUUACGCGUAGGUAUGUACAUACUUAUACCUACCUACCUAGGUAUCUAUGCACAUAUGCAGAAUACAGUCGCAGGCUGGCGUCACCGCCUUUAUGAGUCGGACCCUCGAUCACCUAAGCAUGGUCCGACCUCGUCCACCUACUACCAUGCGCCUGUCAUGUAUACAAUCUAUAUCCUACACAUAUACUUGGCCAUCCUGGCUUGGCGCACGUCUACGUGAGGCUCUCUCUACGUACAUCCGUCCACGCCCAUCGUACUUCUCGGGUAUCCCGUCUUUAUUUUCUACUCUUUUUAUCCUCAUGUUUGAGUACCCAAGGCAUUUGAGUACCCAACCUACCUCUUCACUCGCCAUAGCACCCUCUCCUCCUCACCAGUCCUCAAUUUCUGACCUUGAUCUUGAUACCUACCUACGUCAUCCCCAUCCUGUCCUUCUCCUCGCCAAACCUGUAUGUAUAUAUGUAUGUGCGUGCACAUGCGGACCGAGAUCACGAAUGUCUCUUCAUCGAAUCCGAAUCUGCGACUCCCAUCACUGUCACUCACCAAUGGGAUGCCGAGCCGCUGCCGUUCCCGCCUCCGAGUUUCAGACACAUCCCGUCCUUGGGCGCAAACCACGUUUCGCUGCUUGACUCCUUGGAGACGGUAGUCUAUAGUGGCAGC
Molecule: messenger RNA, 705 nt
Organism: Durotheca rogersii
Lineage: Eukaryota; Fungi; Ascomycota; Sordariomycetes; Xylariales; Xylariaceae
Exons: 1
Coding region: 96-674 (192 amino acids)
Source: RefSeq, a predicted model, not a curated record